GCUUUUUGACAUACUAAAGAUGGCGCCUCCUAGCAAGCGGUCCAGGGCGGCCAAGAAGAGACAGGCUGACUUGAGGUCCACUGAGGUGCCGAGCAAGAGGUCCCCGGUGGCGCAGGUUGACUUGGUCUCCUGUGACGAGGUUGGGCGUCCUCGUAAAAAAGCCCACACACAGUCUUCGGACGCUAUACAGUCUUCGGACUGCCAGUUACAAUGCCAGUUACAAUGCCAGUUACAAUGCCAGUUACAGUCUUCGGACGCAAUACAAGCAAACUCUACCAACUCUCAAACAAACUCUACCAACUCUCUGAAUAUGUGCCAUGACAAUAAUGCUACUGAUUGUUGUUCUUUGAAUGAAUCUGUUGACUUCCCAGAGAGAUCUGUGCUGAUGGGGUCUUUUCAUCAAGGCCAUCUACGGUUUGGAAAUGUGCGCAACAAGCAGUGUGGUGCCAUCAGCUUGACUGCUGUUUUGAAGUCCAAGAUGAAGAACGUGUGGAGCUGGGAAACUGGAGAUCUUGAUGAUGUUUUGAUUAAGGGAACUGUUCUAUACAGGUCAAUGAGCGCACAGGGUAAAAUAAGAGACCAUGGAAGGGGUUACAUUGCUGUGUCUGAAUUACCUAGGCAAUAUGAAGUGUGGAAUUGUGAUUUUGCAAUAAACUUUGCUGAAUCUUACACUGGAUUUAUUCACGUUGAUGACUAUGACCAUGCUUUGCGUGAUGUUGCCAUGCCUUUUGAUGUAGCACUGCAGCGGGCACUGUUUGGCAAUGAUGCUUGCUUGUUAACCAUUUGUGCUAAUACAUGUGCUAUAGUGAAUGCAGGAGCAAGGUUUGCCUUUGUUGAUUCACAUGCAAACAGGAACGUCAACCAGAAAGGUGAGAGGACAAGUUGUGUUGCAUACUUCAGCUCUAUACACUCCCUGGUCACAUUUGUUUACGACUUUGCGCGAUCUUUUGGCAUAAGCACACCAAGGUUUGAGGUAACUGGAGUCACAGUAAUAACUAAUGCCAACGCCCAGAUGGACGAUUCAUCCAGCUGUUCAACGAGCUCUGCAAGUUGCCGUCCACUCUACAGCGAUGUGAAGCGUAAGCCUAAAGUGUGUGAACGAGUUGAAGUCAGCCGUGGUCCUGAAUAUGUAUGCUCAGUCUGUCAUCGUUUACUCUUCAGGAAGCAGGUGGUUGAGUGUAAACGACAUUGCUAUGAAAGCAAAGGAGCAGAAGUGGCUGCAAUGGCUAAUAGAUGCAUAACAUUGCAAUAUUUACAUGUGUGUGAUGUUGAAUGUGAACAGAAAUGUCAUCUGUCUGAUAGUCCAUCAAGCAAAUUAUGGAUUUGCCAUACAUGUCAUCGUAAAAUACUUGGAGGAAAACUUCCCGAAGAGAGUGUCACCAACAACAUGCAUUUGGAUGAUAUUCCACCAGAACUUAAAUGUCUGAACUCUUUGGAACAACAUCUCAUUGCACGUCACAUUCCCUUCAUGAAGCUGUUGUGUUUGCCUCGAGGCCGCCAGAGAGCUUGUCAUGGUCCUUGUGUCUCUGUACCUGUUAAUAACGCAAAUGUGACAAAUAUACUCCCAAGAAAUGAAUGUGAUGACAAGAUGAUAAGAGUGAAACUGAAACGCAAGUUGACAUAUAAAGGUCAUUAUGAGUACAGGUAUGUCCACACUGAUCGUGUCAGAAAUGCACUGAGGUAUUUGAUGGCAAACAAUAAAUGGUACGGUGAUGUGACUAUGAAUGACGAAUGGGUAAAUUCUCUGAAUGGCACUGACCAGCAUGAGGAAAGUACCAAACAAGAAACACCUGCUAACAGUGAUGAUGACAAUGUUCCUGAAGAGCAAGCAGAGGAAGAUGUGACUUAUAUCAAAGACCAGAAUGGGCUUUUGUCAGAUACAUCAUUACAACCUGUCGAUCUGGGUUCAGAGAUCAUUGAUCAGAAUUUUCAAGAUAUACUUAAUGUGGCACCAGGUGAAGGUAACAGUCCAGUGAGGUUGCUGUCCGAUAAAACCAACGAGGCAAAAUGUUUCCCUGUUUUGUAUCCAUCUGGUGGACCUACAUUCCAUGAUGAAAGAGAGUCCAAAAUAACUCUGUCACGGUAUCUAAAUACACGCAUUCUGAAUGCAGAUGGGCGUUUUGCACAGAACACAGACUUCAUUUUUUACGCACAAUACAUAUCAGAGGUGCAGCAAGUUGUAUCUGGUGUAUCAGUGGCAUUACGCAAAGGUGGCGGCAACUCCUCUCUGAAAGACGCAUCACCAGACAUGUUGUUGAACUCAGAGUCGUUGAGUAAAAUAUUGCGCAAUGACGAAGGAUACAAGUUCUUACGAGGAAUUCGUGGCACACCUCCAUACUGGAUGUCAGUUCAGAAAGAUUUAUUUGCCAUGAUAAGACAACUCUCCAUACCCACGUUCUUUGCAUCUUUUAGCUCUGCAGAUUUGAGAUGGCCUGAAAUGCUGAACUCUAUUCUAAGAAUAGAAGGUAAACAGACGUCUGUUGACGAUCUUGACUGGUCUGACAAAUGUGGACUCAUACGUCGAAACCCUGUGACAGCGGCAAGAAUGUUUGAUCACAGAUGGCAUUGCUUUCUCCGUGAUGUAAUCAUGUCGCCAGCAGAACCCAUAGGGAAAAUAAAGGACUACUUUUAUCGUGUUGAAUUUCAACAACGUGGUUCUCCUCAUGUCCACUGUCUUUUUUGGGUUGAAAAUGCUCCCAAGAUUGAUAAAGAGAGUGAUGAUGAAGUGGCACAGUUCAUAGAUACAUACAUCACCUGUGAAAUGCCACCAGAAACAGAUGCAGAGCUCUACGACAUUGUGAGCAGCGUACAGAGGCACAGCACAAGACACUCUAAGACUUGCCGCAAGAAAAACACAGUGUGCAGGUUCAAUUUCCCACGGCCACCAUCAAGCUGUACUUUCAUCACAAGAGGCGGUAACUGUGAGGACUUGAAUGGCAAUGAUGACAAUACAAGUGCUAGUGCCAUAAUAAAGAAUGUUAAAACUGCGUUGACCAUGCCUGACAUGAAUUUUGAUACAGCCGAUGCAUUUUUUGAGUCUCUUGGGAUAGAUCAAGGUUUAUUUGAAAAGGCCUACAACAUAUGUUCCAAAAAGAAAAGCAUUGUUCUAAAACGAAAUCCUGGAGACAUUUGGGUGAACCAGUACAACAAAGACUUACUCCGUGCUUGGCAAGGCAAUAUGGAUAUCCAGUAUGUCACAGAUGCCUUUUCAGUUGUGGUCUACAUACUGUCGUACAUCACAAAAGCAGAACAAGAAAUGGGUUUGCUCUUACAACGUGCCCAAGACGAGUCAAUGAAUGGCAACCUUGAUGCAAAAGCAGCAUUCAAACAGCUUGGAAGUGUAUACCUACACAACAGAGAAGUUUCAGCCCAAGAGGCAGUGUAUCGAUUAACACACAUGCACUUGAAAGAAUGCUCUCGUGACGUACAGUUCAUUCCAGUUGGUGAUAAUCCUGUUAGGAUGAGUUUACCUUUGCAUUUACUCCAAAGUAAAGCCCAAUUCCAACAGUGUAAUGACGAAAGCAGCAUUUGGAUGACCAAUGUGAUCGAGAGGUAUAAGAGCAGACCCCAGAAUGCACAAUUUGAGGAUUUAUGUCUGGCCAGUUUUUGUUCUGAAUACAGAGUUCUAUCAAAGUCACAGGUUCCAACUGAAAGAGAUUCACAUGACAUAAUACAGCUGAACAAUAACUGCGGAUUUGUGAAACGAAGGACCCGAACUGAACCUGCUGUUGUGAGGUAUCCCAGAUUUUCUCCCACAAAAAACCCCGAAAAGUACUUCCAUUCUUUGCUGCAACUGUUUCUGCCUUACUAUGAAGACUGUCACCUCAAACCGCCCCAGUUUGAUACAUAUGAACAUUUCUAUAAAAAUGGUGCAGUGAAAUGUGGUGUUGAUGUUCAAAGAGUGCAGUUGAUUGUGGAUACCAACAAAGCUUUAUUUGAAAAAGAAAGUGAUGAGAUUGACAGAGCUAAACAGUUGCUGGAAGACAAAAUUGAUUUAGAAGAUGCCUGGGCUCAGAUAUGUCCUGAAACAGAAAGGGAACGUCUUCGUUGUCUGGAUCUGAUGAAAGAAAAAGUUGUAGAUGAUGAAGGUGAUGAUGAUGACAAACUCAUUCCUGACCUGACAGCAAACCCACAGACUACAUGCACUUUGGAAACAAAUCAUGUGUCAAUGCCCAGACAAGAUGCAUUGCAUUUAUUACGAUCAUUAAAUGAAGAACAGUCUGCCAUAUUCUAUGCUGUUCGUAAGUGGUGUUUGCAGAAACUGUUUGGACAAAAUCCUGAACCGUUGCAAUUAUUCAUUACUGGUGGAGCAGGAACGGGGAAAAGCCAUUUAAUCAAAGCGAUACAUUACGAAUCUACAAGGCUGUUGUCACAGAUUGCUGAAAAUCCUGAGGAUGUCACUGUGCUUCUAACAGCACCUACAGGAGUGGCUGCAUAUAACAUUGGUGCUGCAACAAUUCACAAUACAUUCUCCAUUGGUGCAAAUGUCAAACUGCCAUAUCAACCACUAGGUGAUGAGAAAGUCAAUUCUUUGCGAACCAAAAUGGGCAGCUUGCAAAUUCUGAUCAUUGAUGAAGUGUCCAUGGUUGACCACCGUCUUUUGGCCUACAUUCAUGGUAGAUUGCGUCAAAUCAAGCAGACUGGUGAUUAUUCCUUGUUUGCAAAAGUUUCCCUGAUUUGUGUGGGUGAUUUUUUCCAACUCAAGCCCGUGAAAGGCACGCCUCUUUUUGCUGAAAACAAAGGAGCCAACCUGUGGGACAACAACUUUGAGGUUGCAGAACUGACUAAAGUUGUUAGACAAGAAAAUGCAGCAUUUGCGGAAAUGCUUAAUCGUCUCAGAGUCCGUAAAAAGAACGAACCUCUUGCCGAUUGUGAUGUUCUCACACUGAGGCAGCGUGAAACUGGUGAGGAAUCUACAGACAUUCAUGUGUAUGCUACAAAUGCGGAGGUUGAUGAAUAUAACGUGAAGAGACUGCAAGAGAUUUGCCCAGACGCAAUCAGCAUACGUGCUCAAGACUUUGUCCGAAAUCCCAAAACUGGAAGAAUGGAACGGAAAGUUGGCUUUCACACAAAAGUUUUCAACUCUUGCUUGCCUAAAUGUGUUUCGUUGGGUGUUGGAGCAAGGGUCAUGUUGAAGAAAAACAUAGAUGUGUCUGAUGGCCUUGUCAACGGAGCAUGUGGAACAGUCGUGGAAAUCAUUCAAAGUCAACAAGACGAUGACAUGCCUGCAGCUAUCCAUGUGGAGUUUGAAGACCCUAAUGUAGGAAAGAUCCAGAGGUCAAAAGCAAAAAGGGGUUCCGAACGUUCAACGAUAGUGGAAGUGCAAGAGGAACAAGUGGCUAAUAAUGGUGGUGUACGAAGGCAACUGCCGAUUAGCCUGGCCUGGUCAGUAACUGUACAUAAAUGUCAAGGGCUUACUGUUGAAAGGGCUGUUGUAUCACUCAAGAAGAUCUUUGCUCCAGGGCAAGCAUAUGUUGCGUUGAGUCGCGUGAGAACUCUUGGUGGGCUGAUAAUUGAGGACUUCAAAGAAUCUGCCAUAUUUUGUGAUAACAAAGUAGAUUUGGCUAUGAAAAGCUUGCCUGAGUUUAACUUUGGAAUGUCUGUUUCAUCCAACAUUAACCCUGUGUGCACAAGACAUGGCUCAAUGUAG
Messenger RNA from Alosa sapidissima (American shad), 5650 nucleotides. RefSeq lists its product as uncharacterized. The record is from RefSeq and is a predicted model, not a curated record. The transcript has 5 exons. NCBI's taxonomy places the organism in Eukaryota, Metazoa, Chordata, Actinopteri, Clupeiformes, Clupeidae. Bases 20 to 5650 code for a protein of 1876 amino acids. Gene Ontology annotation, biological process: DNA repair; telomere maintenance. Gene Ontology annotation, molecular function: DNA helicase activity.